Molecule: messenger RNA, 2597 nt
Organism: Amphiprion ocellaris (clown anemonefish)
Lineage: Eukaryota; Metazoa; Chordata; Actinopteri; Pomacentridae
Gene: vps35
Product: VPS35 retromer complex component
Exons: 17
Coding region: 65-2461 (798 amino acids)
Biological process (GO): intracellular protein transport; retrograde transport, endosome to Golgi
Cellular component (GO): retromer complex; late endosome; retromer, cargo-selective complex
Source: RefSeq, a predicted model, not a curated record
CAUCCUUAAUGUGAGUCACAUGACAGGUCGGGCUCAACGACUCUGCUGAAAACAAGCAGCAACCAUGCCAACCACACAGCAGUCUCCCCAGGAUGAACAGGAGAAGCUUCUGGAUGAAGCAGUGCAGGCUGUCAAGGUCCAGUCAUUCCAGAUGAAACGAUGCUUGGACAAGAACAAGUUGAUGGAUGCUUUAAAGCAUGCUUCUAACAUGCUUGGUGAGCUGAGGACCUCCAUGCUUUCUCCAAAGAGCUACUACGAGCUCUAUAUGGCCAUCUCUGACGAACUUCACUACCUUGAGGUUUAUCUGACUGAUGAAUUUGCCAAGGGGCGCAAGGUUGCAGAUCUUUAUGAGCUGGUUCAGUAUGCAGGCAACAUCAUCCCAAGACUCUAUCUCCUGAUCACAGUGGGUGUGGUGUACGUCCGCUCAUUCCCCCAGUCUCGCAAGGACAUCCUGAAAGACCUGGUAGAGAUGUGUCGUGGCGUCCAGCACCCACUCAGGGGCCUCUUCCUCAGAAAUUACCUUCUGCAGUGUACGCGCAACAUACUGCCAGAUGAUGGAGAGCGGUCAGAGGGAACAGAAGAGAUGACUGGUGAUAUCAAUGACUCUAUCGACUUCGUCCUUCUCAAUUUCGCGGAAAUGAACAAGUUAUGGGUUCGAAUGCAGCAUCAGGGUCACAGCCGAGAUCGAGAGAAGAGAGAAAAGGAAAGACAAGAACUUAGGAUUCUUGUGGGAACUAAUCUAGUUCGCCUCAGCCAACUUGAGGGUGUCAACGUGGAAAAGUACAAACAGAUUGUUCUUGCUGGAGUGCUGGAACAGGUUGUGAACUGUAGAGACUCAUUGGCUCAGGAAUAUCUAAUGGAGUGCAUUAUUCAGGUUUUUCCAGACGAGUUCCACCUUCAAACCUUGAACCCCUUCCUGCGUUCCUGUGCGGAGCUGCAUCAGCAUGUCAACGUCAAGAACAUCAUCAUUGCUCUCAUCGACAGACUUGCUCUGUUCGCUCAUCGAGAAGAUGGCCCAGGCAUUCCAACUGAAAUUAAACUGUUUGACAUCUUCUCUCAGCAAGUGGCCACUGUCAUUCAAUCUCGGCAGGACAUGCCAUCAGAGGACGUGGUUUCUCUUCAGGUCUCUCUCAUCAAUUUGGCCAUGAAAUGCUACCCUGAACGUGUGGAUUAUGUAGACAAGGUCCUGGAGAGCACUGUGGAGAUAUUCAACAAGCUCAACUUGGAACACAUAGCAACCAGCAGCGCAGUGUCGAAGGAACUUACCAGACUGUUGAAGAUCCCAGUGGAUACCUACAACAAUAUCCUGAUGGUGCUGCAGCUCAAGCAUUUCCCACCACUCUUUGAAUACUUUGACUAUGAGUCGCGCAAAAGCAUGAGUUGCUAUGUGCUGAGCAACACCCUGGAUUACAACACCACCAUUCUGGCCCAAGAACAGGUGGAUGCAAUCUUGAACUUGGUAUCCAUACUGAUCCAGGACCAGCCAGACCAACCAGCCGAUGAUCCAGACCCAGAGGACUUUGCUGAGGAGCAAAGCCUUGUGGGUCGUUUCAUCCAUCUGCUCCACUCUGAAGAUCCUGAUCAACAGUAUCUUAUUCUUAACACAGCCCGGAAACACUUUGGUGCUGGUGGAAAUCAAAGGAUUCGUUAUACACUGCCUCCUCUGGUGUUUGCUGCCUACCAACUAGCCUUUAGGUACAAGGAGAACUCUUCAACGGAUGACAAAUGGGAAAAGAAAUGCCAGAAGAUCUUUUCCUUCGCCCACCAGACCAUCAGUGCACUUAUCAAGGCUGAGCUUGCCGAGCUGCCACUGCGACUCUUCCUGCAGGGGGCGCUGGCUGCAGGCGAGAUAGGCUUCGAGAACCACGAGACUGUAGCAUAUGAGUUCAUGUCACAGGCCUUCUCCCUGUAUGAGGAUGAGAUCAGCGACUCCAAGGCCCAGUUGGCAGCCAUCACACUGAUCAUCGGCACCUUUGAGCGAAUGCGAUGUUUCAGCGAGGAAAACCACGAGCCUCUAAGGACUCAGUGUGCACUGGCCGCGUCCAAGCUGCUGAAGAAGCCUGACCAGUGCAGAGCUGUCAGCAUUUGCGCUCAUCUCUUCUGGUCUGGCCGCAGCACUGACAAAAAUGGUGAAGAGAUCCGUGAUGGUAAGCGGGUGAUGGAGUGUCUAAAGAAAGCACUGAAGAUUGCCAACCAGUGCAUGGACCCAUCGCUGCAAGUCCAGCUUUUCAUUGAAAUCCUCAACAGAUACGUCUGCUUCUACGAGAGGGAAAACGAUGCGGUGACAGUCCAGGUAUUAAACCAGCUGAUCCAAAAGAUCCGGGAAGAUCUUCCCAACUUGGAGGCAAGUGAAGAAACAGAGCAGAUCAACAAACACUUCCAUAACACACUGGAACAUCUCCGUCUGCAGAGGGAGUCCCCCGAAUCUGAAGGUCCUGCAUAUGAGGGCCUCGUCCUUUAAAACCAAUACAAGUUGGAAGGAUGUACAGUCCCUCCUUAGAUGCUUCACUAUAUUAGGAAUAUAUACUGCACAUACAAGAACACACAAAAUAUCCUGUAGGCCAGGAAUAAAAAUAAAUGUCAAGUUCUAAAACUAA